Branchiostoma floridae (Florida lancelet) is the source of this 2290-nucleotide messenger RNA. RefSeq names its product degenerin deg-1-like. Gene Ontology annotation, molecular function: ligand-gated sodium channel activity. NCBI's taxonomy places the organism in Eukaryota, Metazoa, Chordata, Leptocardii, Amphioxiformes, Branchiostomatidae. The transcript is spliced from 12 exons. Gene Ontology annotation, cellular component: membrane. Gene Ontology annotation, biological process: sodium ion transmembrane transport. The coding region runs from base 1 to 1704 and encodes 567 amino acids. The record is from RefSeq and is a predicted model, not a curated record.
AUGGAUAUCAAUUCCAAAGCUACACCUGUCGAUGAUCGGCCUCUUCCUGAGGACGUGGGAGAAACUCCGGCGAGACUUUGGUCUAAUUUUCGCGAGGAGACCACCGCCCACGGCAUCCCGAAGACAGUGACCGCGAAGUCGCGCUUUCGCCGCAUCGUCUGGGGCAUCAUCUUUUUGGCGUCGUUCGCGUACUUCCUGUACAACUUCAGUCUCAUGCUGCAGCGGUACUUCUCCUACCCGGUUACCACCUCGAUCGACAUCAAGUUCGCAUCUCUGCCGUUCCCGGCUGUCACUGUCUGUAACCUGAAUCCGGUACGCGCUUCCAAACUCCCCAGGGAGUUCAGAGGGUUCUUGGGUGUGGACAGUGACGAUCCAUCGCCCACCUCGGAUAUACCACGGAAGAAACGGGACGUCUUGCCUACACCCGCGCCCACUGAGUCGGGAAAUGUGUCUACGUCUCAGUCCAACUCGUCCAGUGCCGAUGGCUACUACUAUGAAUACGAGUACGAAUAUGAUUAUUACGACUACGAUGAAGGUUUUGAAAUGGAGCAGAACUUCACCAUAAUGAUCGCCCAUAAAAACGAGACCCAACGACAACAACUCGGCCAUCAGAAGAAGGACUUUAUCCAGAAGUGCACAUACAACGGAAGGCCGUGUUCAGGGAAGAAUUUCGUCCAAUUUCUUGACGAAAAAUACGGAAACUGCUUCACCUUCAAUAAGGGGAUUACGAACAACGGAUCGAAGAUUCCCUUGCGAAAUGUUACCCAGCCUGGUCCCUUAUACGGUCUACAAGUGCUUCUGUACGUGGAGCAGGAUGAGUACGUGCCCGUACUCACGGAGACCUCCGGGGUCCGUGUUCUUAUCAACACCCAGGCUGACCGGCCGUUCCCUGCGCUGGCCGGGUUUUCUGUCGCUACCGGUUUCAGCUCGUCUGUGGGACUUACACUAACUGAGAUCGAGCGCCUGGGUGGACAUUACGGGGACUGCACGGACGGCACCGGGAAGAGGUACGACCUGUACGGCACCACGUACGCCUACAGCUCCGUGCUGUGUCAGAAGACCUGCUACCAGCGCGCGGUCGUGCGGGACUGUCUGUGUGCUGACGCAGGGCUGCCCGUCCCGGACGGGACCGCGGUGUGCGACCCUGCUAACAGAAAGACAGCGGAGUGCCUGAAGGAGACAAGAGACGCGCUCCGGAAAGACUUGCUGGACUGCGAUUGUCCUGAGGCUUGCAAGGAAAGUGUUUUUGGACAAACCUUUGGCUUCUCAGAACUCCCAUCUGCGUCCUAUAAGUUUGAUUUACAUAUUGACCAGUCAUUUGAGAGGGCACCAGCCGUCGAAUACUCCGGAUAUAAAAAACAACAGCGAUCGCUCGAACAAUUUAUUGAAGAGCUCAAGAAAAUGGACAACCCCAAGAUCCAGAAGCUGUCAGCAGAGGAAGCAAGUGUUAACUUUGUGGAGCUCACCAUCUACUUUGAGGGUCUGUAUUACGACAAGAUUUCCCAAAGCCCGGCAUAUGAGGUGAUUAAUCUGCUUGGCGACAUCGGUGGUCAACUGGGGCUGUGGAUGGGGGUUUCCGUGAUGACGGUUCUCGAGUUUUUCGAGUUCAUCGUAGACCUGUUUUUGCCUUCCAAAAAGAGGAAUGGGGACCUCAGGAAUGAAGACAUCGAACUUGGCCCUACAAGUUCCAAGGCAAAUACUUGAGGGGAAACGUGACGACAGACUAUUGGCUUAGCAAGAACUUAAGACAUACCUGCAUGUAUCUAGUUACUAUGUCCCUGGAACGCACUUGGUAGACAUUGAGACAAGUUGUAUUGAUUUAAGUCUAACGAAGUGGGAAGUGAUGUAGGAUUUCGCCAAAGCAUAAAGCAUCAAUGAUGUAGGUACAGAAGUGAAAUGUUUCCAUACUGCUAUUAAGACACCGAAUCCUUUAUUUGGUUAAAUCAUCGCAGGUACAAAAGUUGCAGAUGAACAUGUAAAACAUAGAGAUACACGGCAAAACAAUGGUAUACAAGAGUAAUGAAACAAACAUCGAUAAAUUAAUGGUGUGCUAACAGUUACUGUAAUGACAUUUCUACCUAUGCUAUAUGAAGGGUUUGAUGCAUUGAUAUAUCCUGCAUGAAAUGAGAAAUUAAUUGGUAACGUUUUGGUAAAUAAACGGUUUGGACUACGUGAUCAAGAAGACGUACCUGCAAGAAUUGCCAGAGUCAUGUCGUCUACACCACGUAAAAUCAGUAUAUAGAUAUCUGAACACUGAACUGAAUGAGCACAAUAAAAUGGUAAUACCACA